This is a messenger RNA of Postia placenta MAD-698-R-SB12, 837 nucleotides long. RefSeq lists its product as hypothetical. Gene Ontology annotation, molecular function: RNA binding. Gene Ontology annotation, biological process: mRNA cis splicing, via spliceosome. Lineage: Eukaryota; Fungi; Basidiomycota; Agaricomycetes; Polyporales; Adustoporiaceae. The record is from RefSeq and is a predicted model, not a curated record. Gene Ontology annotation, cellular component: U2-type prespliceosome; U1 snRNP. The transcript has 5 exons. Bases 1 to 837 code for a protein of 278 amino acids.
AUGCGACGUGCACAGGUCGAGAAGACCCGCAAGGAGCGUAAGGCGCGAGAGGCGUUCAGGGUAGAGCAGGAGGGCAAGGCGGCGCAACAACCGAACAAUGCCUUAGUGAGCGACCCGGAGCUGCAGAAGCCUGCCACUCUUGACAUCCUUCUCGCGUUCGAGGACUACAGCCGCGUGCGGGAGCGAGAGUUUGAGGAGCAAAUGCGACGUGCACAGGUCGAGAAGACCCGCAAGGAGCGUAAGGCGCGAGAGGCGUUCAGGGACGUUCUCCAGUCCCUCGUCAAGUCUGGCCAAAUGAAGGCCCGCACAAAAUGGAAGGAUGUGUAUCCGUCCUUUUCGGAUGACAUUCGCUACCUCGACAUGCUGGGCAAUCAUGGCUCGAAUCCGCUCGAGCUCUUCUGGGAUCUCGUCGACAACCUUGAUCAGCAGCUGGAUGCGAAGAUUGCCGUCGCCGAGGGCGCGAUCAAACGCCAUAGCAAGAAGCUCGAGGCGCAGCAGGAGAAGCAGGUUCCGGAAGGCAAGGAGAUGAACCUGUUCAAGAUCAGCCCGGAGACGUCGGAAGAGGAGUUCCUCGCCGUGAUACAGGGUAACGAGGACGAGGACGUGCGCAAACUGAGUAUGCAAGAUCUGCAGGAGAGCUAUCAAACCUUACACUCGCAAGCCAUGAAGCAGCAGGCGGACGAGAGGCGCCGUGCGGAGCGGCGACAGCGCCAUUUGCAGGACGAUCUGCGUUAUGCUCUCAGAAAGCUGUCCGAGCCUAUCGAUCUGAGCAUGUCGUACGAAGAGGCAGGUCCCGAAUUGACAUCAAGAUGUCUAGGACUAACAUGCUUGCUCUAG